Molecule: messenger RNA, 2065 nt
Organism: Lycium ferocissimum
Lineage: Eukaryota; Viridiplantae; Streptophyta; Magnoliopsida; Solanales; Solanaceae
Product: mitochondrial-processing peptidase subunit alpha-like
Exons: 13
Coding region: 209-1702 (497 amino acids)
Cellular component (GO): mitochondrion
Molecular function (GO): metal ion binding
Source: RefSeq, a predicted model, not a curated record
AUCACUAGAUGCAAGUUCUAGAGAGCAUUGGGUAUUGUUCGCAUAUCUGUUUCAAAUCUGAAAAAGGUCCAGCAAGUGGCAAAUCCACCCAAAUAUUCUCAUCAAAGCUCCGAAUACCAACUCAGUCGUCUUCAUCUCCGAUCGGCAGCUAAAUCCCUUACCAUUGAAACACAGCGACAGUAAUCGCUUCCUCAAAUACAAAUUCAUAAUGUACAGAGCACUUAAGGUUCGUGGAGGCAGUAGGGUCUUGGCAAGAUUUUCAAGCUCAACUGCAGUUGCAACCAAGCCAUCGGGGGGCCUCUUUAGUUGGUUAACUGGUGGCGGGUCAGAUUCAUUACCCCCUCUGGACUUCGCCCUCAAGGAUGUUCAGCUCCCUCCACCAUUACCUGAUUAUGUUGAACCUGGAAAGACCAAGAUAACAACUCUCACAAAUGGUCUCAAAAUAGCAUCAGAAACAUCAGCAAGCCCUGCCGCCUCAAUUGGCUUAUACGUAGAUUGUGGCUCAAUUUAUGAAACACCAGCUUCAUAUGGAGCCACACACUUCUCGGAACGCAUGGCCUUCAAAAGCACAUUAAACCGAAGCCACUUACGUAUUGUACGGGAAGUUGAAGCAAUUGGUGGUAAUGUAAAUGCUGCUGCCUCACGAGAGCAUAUGAUAUACACUUACGAUGCGUUGAAAACAUAUGUUCCUCAAAUGGUGGAGCUGCUUGUUGACUGUGUUAGAAAUCCAGCAUUUCUGGAUUGGGAAGUUAACGAACAGCUUGAGAAGGUUAAAGCCGAGAUUGACGAAUACUCCAAAAACCCCCAACACUUGCUUCUGGAGGCAGUUCACUCUGCCGGUUAUUCUGGUCCAUAUGGGAACUCUCUAGCAGCCACAGAAGCCUCAGUGAACAGGUUGAACAGCACUGUACUGGAGGAGUUCGUAGCUGAGAAUUAUACUGCUCCUCGGAUUGUUCUUUCUGCAUCAGGUGUUGAACAUGAAGAAUUGUUAAAAGUUGCAGAGCCUCUUUUAUCCGACUUACCUAAGGUGCCCCGCACUGAGGAGCCAACACCUAUGUAUGUAGGAGGUGAUUACCGCCGUCAAGCUGAUUCAGGGAUGACUCAUUUUGCACUUGCUUUUGAAGUUCCUGGUGGCUGGCUUAAGGAAAAGGACGCAAUGACUUUAACUGUUCUUCAGAUGCUUAUGGGAGGAGGUGGAUCUUUCUCAGCUGGCGGUCCCGGAAAAGGGAUGUAUUCUAGACUAUAUCUCCGUGUCUUGAAUGCAUAUCCACAGAUCCAUGCCUUUUCCGCAUUCAGCAGCAUUUAUAAUAACACUGGACUAUUUGGAAUUCAAGCAGCCACAACCUCAGAUUUUGCACCAAGAGCUAUUGAAGUAGCGGUUAAAGAGCUUACUGCAGUUGCAAACCCUGGCGAAGUUGACCAGGUACAGCUAGACCGUGCAAAACAGUCGACGAAGUCUGCUAUUCUGAUGAACCUGGAAUCUCGUAUGGUUGCAUCAGAAGAUAUUGGGAGACAAAUUUUGACUUAUGGAGAGCGGAAACCAGUGGAGCAUUUCUUGAAAGCCAUUGAUGCAAUUUCAGCAAAUAAUAUUGCUUCCGUAGCACAAAAGCUUAUUUCUUCUCCCCUGACAAUGGCAUCCUAUGGAGACGUUCUUUCACUCCCCACAUACGAUGCGGUUAGCAGCAGGUUCCAUUCCAAAUAAAAUAUGUCCAACUAGGAGCCCGCAGACUUAUUUGGCAUUGCCCUUAUUUUUGGGCACUUUGGAAAUUUGAGCUUCGAUGUUGCCUCAAUUUGUGGAAAAUAAGGAAUUGUACAAGCUAUAGAUAAAUUAGCUAUCUGCCAAGCUUUUGGUGAGCAGCUUUUUGGCACAAUUUUUUUCUUUGGUAUGCCUUUUGUAAGUUAUUCAGCGCUUCAUUAACGUGAUAUUACUUUUUGAUUUGAAAUGCUAAUAAAUGCAUACGGCUUUAGAGCUGAAGGCCUAAAGCUAAAAGUGGAAAGAAUAGAAGUUGUAAUUCACCAAUAAUCUUCAAGUGAUGAAAUGUGAUACUUGAGAGUUAAUGAUUAA